This is a messenger RNA of Penicillium taxi, 1578 nucleotides long. RefSeq lists its product as uncharacterized. The coding region runs from base 1 to 1578 and encodes 525 amino acids. The transcript is spliced from 3 exons. Lineage: Eukaryota; Fungi; Ascomycota; Eurotiomycetes; Eurotiales; Aspergillaceae. The record is from RefSeq and is a predicted model, not a curated record.
AUGGAGUCCUCUGGAUACAAACGCCGAAAGUGCAAUGGAAUCCCAUACCCCUAUAUCCCGUAUGCUGACCAGGACUAUGGGCACCAUGAAACAGCGAAUCAUCCCAUAUUCAUUCGAACUGUACCGCGUCUCCUCCCCAAAAAUAUUCUCAAGUCCGACAGCUUCUGUGCUGAAUCUAUCACUCGAGUAGAUAAAGAAAAUGAGCAGCUGGUCCGAAGCUGCCACCCUACUCUGUCCUCGAGGGCGACAGUGAUGGUUUCAGAGUCCAGUUUUGGUGAGCCUGUCUGGCUCAUCCUAUCGCCAAUCACCUCACCAGAGGUUAUCUAUGCGGGCGGCCGACCGAUCCACUACCUGCCCGGACAUCAUAGCGAGUAUAUCCCCGGACUCAUCACGCCACGAUCACCGGGAGUCUAUGACCAGCACUUCUCCCGAUACAUCAAUCCUCGACGGUUUUUGAGAUCCACGGAUCUCGAUAGCCUUCGACAGCUCUUUCCAGGUGCUGUGGGUGCUACGGUGCUUAUUGCUGGCUUCUUGAUUAUCCUUUUCGACGAUAUACAGCAUGUGCACGAUGCGUAUAGUGAGAUUUACCCACUAGAGCUGGCUGGUCUGCUUGUGCACUUUGAUAUUGCCCGCGGUGACUUAACGACAGUGCCUUUUCAGUACGGUCUAGGCAUUGGUGCGCGCAUUGGGGAAGAAAAUAACAGCGCAGGAUGCAUCGGCCUAAAGGUCCGGCUUCAGGAUGGCUCUGAGGCGAUAACAACUGUAACACACGGGUUUGUGUAUUGUCCAGGAUCUUCUGUUGCGGCGAAUGUGAUGAACCUCAUUCAAACUACUCUUGACAGGGUAAAGGGGCUGUUAGUACGGUAUCUCCCAACCCGAAUUCGAAUGGACACUACAUUUAUCAUGCACUCUGGGGCACUUACCAACAAUCCCGUUGGAAGAGAAGUCUUGAUUGCCUCAUCUCACAUGAAGAUUGGAAACAUCUCAUACUCCUACGACCGACCAAGCAAAACCAAGCCCUAUCCGCACGGGUAUGAUCAUGAUCUCUGCCUUAUCUCCGAUUCAGCACUUCCAGAUGUGUCCAACCCGCCCGGCUACCCAGUAGUCACUGAGUGGGCGGAUUACUCCACUGCCCUUGAUGGGCAAGACGUAUACACUGUCUGCCACCAUGCAAAUGUUGGGCGAUGGCGGGUUAUCGAGGGCAAGUCGGACUCUACCCUCUUCAGUAGGGCAGUUAUUCUAGGAACAGGGUAUAGAUGGAAUCAGAGAGAUCAUACCCAAGCCGUCUUCUUGCUCUGGCAUACCGAGCCAGCCCUCACUCCUGCUAAUGGGUGGUCAGGGGCUCCCCUAUGCGUAGGGCGGCCAUCUGAUCCAAUCGCCAAAGCAGCGGUAUUCCAAAACUUCCAAAUACCAUGUACGCUUCCACAGGAUGGGAACGAAAGGGUUGAUGCAAUGAUCAAGGCAGGCUUUGUUCUUCCUGCCAACAUCAAGAACUCUACCAUCCUUAGUGCACAGGAAACGAAUGCGCUUCCUAGGAGCUUACAUCCCGACAUAAGAGUUGAUAGACCAAUUAAAUAA